AGUAACUUUCACGCUCUAAAGGCGUUGUUUUGUUUUUCGGAGAUUGUUCAUAAUAAUAUGACAACUGAGAGCUACGGAGAUUUUACAACACCAAACACUACGAUAACUAACGUGGUAGUCCAAGAAACAUCUGACUUGUUGAAUGUUAUCAUUCCAAUUGUUUCAGUUUGCCUUUUCCUAGCUUCUGUUGUAAUUACAUAUAUUAUUGAUGAUCCUGGUAUCAAAACUCUGAAAAAUAUUACACCUGAGGACGAUUUAAAGCCCAUAUCGGAAUCAGACAAGAAUCAUCUAAGGUAUCUUGCAGAACGAAAAUUGUACGUUGACACAAAGGGCCACACGUUUUCGGCGUUUACCCCGCAUGCUGCACCAGAAGCCACAGUGCAUGUUACACAUGACCAUGCAGAUAAUGCAGAGUGUGGAAGACGUCGAGCAUGUUCUGAGUCUCAUACUCCAAAUGUUGGUGAGAUCAACUCAGAAACACAGAUAAUUUUGCAACACAUGCUAAUACGCGCAGGAUACCCACAUAACAAUGCUGACAGCUUGUUUUCUGGGAACUCUAUCCGUUCAAGGCCUGGAUUUCACAACCCAUUCUCUUCCUUGAAAAAGUCAAAAGCCACGGAAAAUGAAACUCAGAAGUUGGAAGAAGACAAUCCGAACUCCCAGAGCGGCUUUCAGUGCUAGUGUUCUCUUUGUAACACUGCUUUAAUUUCUAUCUACGACUACUGCAUAGACGGAACACGCCAGAAUUUUGAAGCUAAAGUACCGAAGCAAACUACUUUUAUUUCAUUAAUCAUAGCUAUUGCCAUAUUCUAACUUACUGAUUUUUGUUCUGCGUCUGUUAACACUUUAAAUACAAAUCUGCUCUCAUCUCUAAAUCUUUCAGUUUUGCGCUUAAUCCAUGUGUGUGCGACACAGUCCAAAAUUUGUCCCGUGCAAAACCAUAAGAUUUCGCAAGAUUCCAAAGUAACAAUCAUGACCUGUCUGCCACGUAUGCUGCAAAAUUGCCAAGGUUUCAUUAGCAAUAGAUUCUUAAUCCAUGUGUUUGUUUGGCAUUUGAAUUGAUCGCAUUGACAUGUGGAAUAUAUCAUCACUGCCACUUCUAUUUAUCAUAUAGAUCAAAUAUCCUGUAGCAACGCUAUUUGUCAAGGGACUAUUUUUGGGUACUGGAGAUCUAAUUUGUUGAAAGCGCUGGUAUGACAGUGAAUGCUAACUUCACUUACGUCGUGGAGGUCAUCUUUACGUUUAUAGUUUUAAACUGUAACAUAUGUGAUCGAUUCGACUUUUCUGCACUGCCCGCCCCACCCACCUAUCAAAUUUAAACCCCUGUAACUUCCGCACCCUUUUACUUUUACCCUCCGUGUUUGUACUCAUUCUGCUCGUCUCUUCAAGUUCUAUCGAUUGAAAGCUUUAUUAUCAUCUCAUCUUCGGUAGCCUUCGUCUUCAAAAGUAACCACUCUCCACUUCGUCAUCCCCACCUCUAUUUCGCUGGCUAUUUCGCAUCACUGUAAUUUUCACAUUUCUUCCUCUUUUACCGUUGUUCUUGGCAUCUUUCGACUCCUCUGAUCGAGAUCUGUAGUUUGAUUGCCAUUUUGACACCGUAUCUCUGACAGUUUUGACUUUUGAUUAUCGACAUCCUCCCAUUGCGUCCUCAUUAUACUCAUUUCGUUGCCUUUCUCGAAGUGUUGUAUCUGCCACAUUUCUUCACCUCUUCCGUUGUUCUAGGUAUUUCUCGACUCUUCUCUCCGCGCUCCUUUGUUCGAUAGUCAUUCUCACGCUGCAUCUCCUUCUUAUUGGUUUUGAAAGAGGACUCUUUCAUAUCACCUCCUUCCGUUCUUUCUGCUUCAAUCCCAAAGUGAUUACGUGGAAUAUCGUAUAACAGUACCUUUCUUUUCGUUUGUUUUUAUUUCUGUUUUGUUUCGUUUUUGUUUGCUUUGUUUGAUUUUGGUUUAACCAUUUGUCAAGCCACGGGUGAGGGCCUAUGAACGGUCCGUGGCACAACUAACAGUUCAUCGUUGGUUGUCCUCCAAACUCGAGCCUGCGAUACCGCAAUCUCCAGUCAUGUCAGCUAUGUCAAGCCAACCCUCAUCACAAUCCAUGGCCUCUGCCAUGAUUCAAGCUGACCCUCAAACAACAGCCUCCUGUUCUCCUUCCUUCAUCUCCCAAUUGCCAGCAGCUCAUCCUUCGCCCCUCACAUCCAAUCCGUCAUCACCUCACUCCAUGCGGUCCAAUCAAUCCCUAUCCUCAAUGGUAUCUCCAAGAUUCCUGUGUAUAUACUGUCCUUCAAACUUCGCUUCUCCGAGAAUUUUGAAGCUAAAGUACCGA
Trichobilharzia szidati is the source of this 2322-nucleotide messenger RNA. The record is from the annotation of a GenBank genome assembly. NCBI's taxonomy places the organism in Eukaryota, Metazoa, Platyhelminthes, Trematoda, Strigeidida, Schistosomatidae.